AUGGCCACUGUCAACAUUCGUCGGGAUGUUACCGAUCCCUUCUACCGCUACAAGAUGGAGCGCCUGCAGUCCAAGAUUGAGGGCAAGGGCAAUGGCAUCAAGACCGUCAUUGUCAACCUGAACUCGGUUGCUGGGUCCCUUAGCCGCCCACCAGCCCACUUGAUCAAGUACUUUGGGUUCGAACUUGGCGCACAGGCUAAUGCCAAGCCGAGCGAUGAACGCUGGAUCAUUAAUGGUGCUCACGAUGCCCCGAAGCUCCAGGACUAUCUGGAUGGGUUCAUCUCCAAGUUCGUGCUUUGCAAGAAAUGCAAGAACCCCGAGACAGACGUGAUCAUCAAGGACGAAAAGAUCACCCUGGACUGCAAGGCUUGUGGUCAGCGAUCCGACGUCGACCCACGCCACAAGCUGACCACCUUCAUCGUUCGGAACACCCCGACCAAGGGUGGCAAGAAGGACAAGUCCACGAAGCGGACUCGCCGUGACCGGAACAAGGAGAAAUCCACGGCCAAUGGAGACCACGAUGGCAGCCCUGGGGACAGCAACGGAUCGGAGAACGGGGAUGAGAAUGGCGACGCUGCCCACGAUGCUGGUAGUGACGAUGAGCUCACUCGCCAGGCCAAGGAACUUGAGGCCGAGGCCGAGAUUGCUGACGACGACUGGGCCGUUGACUUCUCGGAAGAGGCUGUGAAGGCCCGUGCCAAGGACCUGCCCACGGAACUGAAGAACUCGCUCGUCCUCGAGGAAAAUGACGACGAGGAGGCUGAUGGCCCCUCGGCCUACGAGCAGCUGGGUAGCUGGAUUGUCAGCACUGCCGCCGAGAAGAAUGGUGUAAUCAACGUUAGCGACAUCGAAGUCUACAAGAAGGCGAAAGAGUUUGGUAUUGAGACCAAACACAAGACGGUGGCCGUGCUGGCUCAGAGUCUUUUUGACGACAAGAUUGCCAAGCAGAUCGAGGAUCGCGCGCCGCUGCUCAAGAAGAUGAUCACUUCGGAGCGCCACGAGAAGGCUUUCCUGGGUGGCACUGAGCGCUUCGUUGGCCAGGACCACCCUGCCCUCAUCGCGCAGGUCCCGGCUAUCUUGCUGGGUUACUACCAGAAUGACCUUGUGUCCGAGGAAACCCUCAAGGCAUGGGGUGCCAAGGCCAGCAAGAAGUACGUCGACAUCGCCACUAGCAAGAAGGUCCGCAAGUCUGCUCAGCCGUUCCUGGAAUGGCUCGAAAAUGCAGAGAGUGAUGAGGAGAGUGAGGAGGAAUAG
Molecule: messenger RNA, 1254 nt
Organism: Penicillium alfredii
Lineage: Eukaryota; Fungi; Ascomycota; Eurotiomycetes; Eurotiales; Aspergillaceae
Product: translation initiation factor eIF5
Exons: 1
Coding region: 1-1254 (417 amino acids)
Biological process (GO): translational initiation; formation of translation preinitiation complex; formation of cytoplasmic translation initiation complex
Cellular component (GO): cytosol
Molecular function (GO): translation initiation factor activity; GDP-dissociation inhibitor activity; eukaryotic initiation factor eIF2 binding
Source: RefSeq, a predicted model, not a curated record